Messenger RNA from Lentinula edodes (shiitake mushroom), 1101 nucleotides. RefSeq lists its product as uncharacterized. NCBI's taxonomy places the organism in Eukaryota, Fungi, Basidiomycota, Agaricomycetes, Agaricales, Omphalotaceae. The record is from RefSeq and is a predicted model, not a curated record. The transcript has 3 exons. Bases 1 to 1101 code for a protein of 366 amino acids.
AUGCAACAUCUUAUCGAAGGCUCGUCUCAAACCGUUCUCCCACCAUCUCCUUAUCCUACUCUGCCCAUCGAAAUUUUGGAUUCUGUACUGCGCUGCGUACAGAGCCGAGAUGACAUCCGCAAUGUGGCCAUCUCGAACAAGCAUCUGAGUGCCGUGGCUGUCCGAGUACUGUAUCAUACGAUCAGGCUUGUGAAGCCCAUGGAAUCGGUCAAAUGUCUUCGCAUACUGUCGCAGAAUACAAGGAUGGCCCUGCUCGUCAGGUCGCUCGAUAUACACUGGCCUUUCAUCUCUUAUCCCACUCGGAACAUGUAUACACUCGCCAUUCGAGCUCUGUGCAACACUACUUUACUGAAUACUCUCAGCAUCGAUGGACCAACUGAUUUUCAUCCGUGGGACCUCAGCGAAUGUUCUUUUCAAUUGAAGAAGUUUUCUGCCUCAUUUCCCUAUGACGAUUCAUUAAUCCGAUUCCUCGAAGCUCAACCCUCCUUGCUUGACCUUACGCUGCGCGGAUUCAACUCCGACCCCGCCAAAUUCUCGUUGAAUCUGAGCACCUUCAAUCUGAAUCCGAACCCCACUCCCUUUUCUCUGUCUCCUGGGGCUCUGCCGCGCUUAUCUCGUUUGCGGGCGAUACAUGCUGGCCCAGACAUAAUUGCCUCGAUUCUGGAAGGUAGACCUGUUACGCAAGUCUCCAUGCCGUUGUAUGCCGACUGUGUUUACCGCUCCCUGCACGUAUUAAAUAUGUCAUCUGAGCCCAUUGAGAGGCUUAACAUCAUCAGCUUCGACCCCAAUGCUCCUGUGUAUCUGUUGGACGAAAUAGCCAGCCGUUUGCCUAAUCUUGAGGCUCUACACAUUGUCAUCCUGCUCGCGCAAUGCUCCGAGGCUCUAUUGGAGGCUUUGGUUCCGGCUUUAAAGAAGUUUAAAGCAUUGCAGUAUCUGACGUACAUGUCAGCCACCUCAUCCGACGACGUAUCUCAAGAUGAUGAGCAGAAAAUAGCAGCAAUGUGGCACAAAUCUUGUCCGACGUUGAAAACGAUUAUUCUGCCCAUGGGCAAAGUCUGGUUUAUAGACAACUCUAAGUGGAUGUGUUUAGAAGAAUCAUGA